AUGAUGGACUUCUGGUGUCUGGCACUCACAUCCAAGUUGUUAAGAUCUGUUGCCAACAAGAUGAUCACACAUAUGUCGACACAAGGUCACCAUCAACAUCAACAUAUACUCAACGAUGAUGAAUGUGGUGAUGAUGAGGUUGAUGAUGACCAUGACCUGCCCUGCAUGAUAUGGAUGGGCAACAAACCAUUCAAACAACUCGAGUUGCCAUCAUCAAUCACAUCACUUCAGUUUCAUGACGACUUUAAUCAACCGAUCAACAAAGGUGAGCUGCCGCCAUCACUACUCGCACUUACAAUCGGCGCGAACUUUAAUCAAACGAUCACACCUGGCUCGCUACCAGACUCAAUCACCUUGUUAUCAUUCAAAUAUGAUCACCCACGCAAUGGAUCAAUGUUCAACAAACGACUUCUUCCUGGCUCGCUGCCUGCGUCACUGACCAAGCUGCGUCUCAGCUCAAUGUUUGGCCAAGUAGUGGAGCCAGGCGUGCUACCGGAGUCACUGACAUCGCUAACUUUUGGAUUUGGAUUUGUUAGUAAGAUUGCGAGCGUGACGCUGCCCCACGCGCUCACCGACCUCCAGUUGAGCAACUGGUACGAAGAGACGCUGCCCUAUAUACCCUUGCUAAAGUCGUUGAAGAUGUCCUUUAAUAAUUCACAAUCAUUGAACAUCCCAGAUGGUUUGGAGACGCUUGUGUUGGAGGGCGGUGCAUCCCAUUCAUUGGAUAGUUUCAAGUCAUGGCCGAGCACAUUGACAAGCCUCAGCUUCUAUCGCCCGCACCCAAACAUGCCUCCCCUGCCACCAUCACUCACCAGUCUGGUCUGCUUCGAAGUGCCAGUCGCCAGCGCGAUGGCCAACGCCACCUCGCUAACAUACCUGAGGGCGCGCCAUCAAUUCACGCCGCUUCAACAAGGUGAUCUUCCCCAAACACUCAAGUCGCUCUCACUAAACAUUCGCAGAGCCAUCAUUGGUACCAUUACAUCCAGUCUCCUACCAUCAUCGCUCACCUCACUAAGGAUAUGGUGUGCGGAUGACCUCGUUGGCGUGGUAACACCUGGUUCGUUGGCAUCACUCACAACCCUGCGCAGUCUGACGCUCGACCUCAACAGUGAGAAGAUCCCGGGCGCACUGCCCCCAUCACUCACAUCGUUGAUCCUGGGCCGGCGACACAUCCACCCGCUCACCAAUGACAUGCUUCCAGACUCCAUCACCAACCUGCAACUGCUCAAUCCAGAAGUCGACUGGCUGCAUCAAAAUCCGCAACUGCGCCUCCCAUCCAAACUGAGACAUCUCACUUGUACGACCACCGAGCCAGACGUACCCGAUCCUCAGGCUGUGGCGGUCGUACCAGAGUGGCCAGGCAUGUGUCUCAACGUACCGAAUGAUAUGUAUCCGUUUAACACAAUUGCAGCUUCCGUGGCAUCUCCUGAAGGUUGGGCCAUCCAAACCAAACGAUUGAGUGUAUCUCUGUUCCAUUGGGAAAGGUGCUUGCUGGUUGCACCCAACAUUCAAACAUUCCGAGUCAAGAUCUCUUUCGCUGGAAACAAGUAUCCAUACUUCAUGCGACGCAUUGACCAAACACAACUUAUCGUUGUAUCUGGAUCAUGUCCAUCGACAAAUGUCCUAAUAAUAACGUUACCAUAA
Acytostelium subglobosum LB1 is the source of this 1644-nucleotide messenger RNA. RefSeq lists its product as hypothetical. The transcript has a single exon. NCBI's taxonomy places the organism in Eukaryota, Evosea, Eumycetozoa, Acytosteliales, Acytosteliaceae. The record is from RefSeq and is a predicted model, not a curated record. Bases 1 to 1644 code for a protein of 547 amino acids.